ACUACAUGACUCAACCUACCAUCUACCAGUUACCUAGUAAUGACAGAACACACUAACAACAAAACUGUUGGAUUUCACGGGAUACUUGAUUACCAUAUUCCCUAACUGCCGGAGAGUUGUAGCUUUUUCAACCAAGGGAACCUGACAGAUGGAUGUGAAGAUGAAAUAUCAAUGAAAGAACACACUGGCCACAAAACUGUUGGAUUUCACUGGAUACUUAAUUACCAUAUUCCCUAACUGUGGAGACUUGUGGCUUUUUCAACCAAUGAAACUCUGACAGAUGGGUGUGAAGAUGAAAUAUCGAUGUUAAAUACGGAGGCGUAAUGGUGGGGUUAUGUGUGGAUUCAUCUGACAGCAGUUGGCACAUCAUACUAACAGAAGAAAGAAACACUAGUGCUUGAGGAUCCAAAUGGUACAAACCACUGGAUGUGGCUAAUUUGAGGACAAUUAUGAAAGUGAUGUUUUUUGAGUGGUCGCUUGCAAUCCUGCUCUCCAUACAGCUUUUGGUUUUAGCAUCGGAGCUGGAGAUGAUUGACUAUGAGAGUCAACACGUCACCUGCUCAAAGGGUCUCUCGAACUGCACAGUGAAGGCAUGUGCUGGGAUUCCGAUCCAAAAGUGUCCUGUGGAUGUAAAAGGGCUGGCGGUGCAGCCUGUGCUGUGCUGCAGACAGGAUACGGCAUGCAGACCUUGCCUACACAUUCGCCUUGACAUCCAGCCCAGAAACGACCAGACAGCAUCGUAUGUGAGUGUGUGUUACACUGUGCCACAGCUAAUAAUGCCUCUGUGCAAAAAGCUCGAGUUCACAGUGAUCCCUGCUGCUCCGGAUGAGCAGGCUUCAUCAAAGCAGGCCUGGCUGUCACUGCUGCUGGAGUCUAAUGCCCUGUCCUUCAGAAGUCAGGUGACUGUGUAUGCUUGCAACCUUCACUCGACUGUGAUGCUUCCGUCAGUGGAUGAAGUGUGUUCAUCCGCCUCACAGGGAGUUGUAGAGGAAUGUGAAGUCCCCAGUUUCAGCACUCUAAUUGAUCCGGAGAGACGUGAGGUGAUGCUGCAAGUCGCAAAGGAAGAGGACAGCCCCUACCAACUAGAAAUGUGCCUACAACAUGAACAUAAUGGAAUGUGCAGGACCUGGAAAGAGAGGUCCCUUCCACUGCACUCUGUCACCCCCUGCAUGUGCUUCCAGUUGUGGUGGGAUAAAGGAGACGAGAGGUCUCGUCGAUCUAGGAGCUGUCCUUUUAGGAACAACACCGAGCUGUUCCAGAGGAACCUAUGGGAGAAUGUGUCAGUAUCUGUGGUGCGGGGCCAGAUGAACAGUGGCGGUGCAAUGCUGUCCUGGAACCUGACUGCCCCCUGUAGGGUGGAGGCUGAAGUGUGGCCCUGCCAGAGAGAUGCAGGCGUGGACAAGGACAGAUGCAGAGAGCUGGGGGACAUUAGGCAGCGUCUGUCAAAUGACAUAUGGAGGGAAAUUGACAGGGGACACUGGCUGAUGCCAGGUGUGUUUGAGGAUGUCAAACCUGGCCUUGAUCUCUGUGUGAUGGUGAAGGUCAAAGGGAAGAACAGUGAGCUUGGCCCCUUCUGUCCCAUUGACUCCAGAUGGUGGCACUGGCGCUGGGGUCUGCUUGUCCUGGUCACCCUGAUGUUCAUGGGCCUAGCAGGAAUUUGUCUCUAUUUCCUGCAUGGCAAACUGAAACGGUGGGCAUGGGAAUGGCACCAGAAGGAGUGUGAUCAACUACCUAUAAGGGGACACGUGGUGCUGCUGAGCCCGCCGGAUGUGGAUAACUCUGUGUCAGAGCUGGUUUGUGAGCUUGGCUCCUCUCUGCGUGCCAGGGGCCUCAGUGUGUCCGUGGACCUGUGGAGUCGGGCUGAGUUGUGCUCUCUGGGGCCCCUGCCCUGGCUGCACUCCCAGCUGCAGCCCCUGGACAGCCAGGGGGGCCGGGCCUUACUGGUACUGACACAGGCAGCCUGGAAGAAGGCAGAGGACUGGGGCCAACAGUGGGACCAGCAUGGCCAACAGCGAAGGGACAUAGCCCAGGGAGUGGAGGAGGAGGGGGAGUAUAAGAGGCUUCUCCAGGGCUUGUCCUGCCCAUACGCGGACGUGUUCAGUGCCGCUCUGAGCUGCAUCAAGGUGGACCACCAGCAAGGGCGCGCUGGAAAGCGCUUCCUCCUGGUCCACUUUGAGGCCCAUUCUGCCAAGCCCCUCAGCAGUGAAAGUGGUCUCCCAGAGCUGUUCCAAGGGCUGCCCUUGUUUCACCUGCCCUCCCAGGGACAGGAGCUCCUCAUUCAGCUGGCCAUAGGGUCUAAAGGGCCCAGGGCUGGUAUAGGUGGAUAGAGGGGCUGAAGGACGCUCUAUUUACGGACUGUCUAAGGGGACUCCAGGGUUUGAGGAGAGACAGUGGGAUACCUGAUGAAGGGGUUUCCCCAUAAGUAUGCUGUCAUUGGAGUGGAGAACAGUUUGGAGACUGUGCCCUUACAGCAGAGCAGUCACCCUGAGGCCUAAUUCCUCCCAACCAUCCAAGCCUGCUCACAUCAUCACCCCAACACCCCCGGCCACUCACUUUACAUUAGCACUGCAAUACACUGGACGCAACUUGUUGGAUGCAGAACCCUUGGAUUAUACUGUAUGUGGUGAUGUUAUUAAGAGGGCUAGAGUUAUUGAGAGUGUAUGAACCAAAAACACAGCUGUCACCUUCCGUACACCUUGAGGAUGGACUUCUAUGUGUGACACUAUUAUAUAAGUUAGGGGAGACCAGGGAACAAAGUAACAGUUUAAGCUUUUGUUUAGUAUGAAAAUAAUAUUUGAUGUAGAUUCAUUAUCUUUUUAUACAAACACACAUAUCUUAGCUACCAUUAUACACUUUAACGAAGUUUACCAUCUGUAGAAAUUAUGAGAAUAGAAAGGUCAUCACACAGAACAGUAUAUGGCAACUAGAAAUCAAAAGUGGAUGGUCUUCAGAGAUAGAUGGGAGGGGUUGAGGGUAGCUGAAGGAUGGGACUAAAAACAAACAAAAGAUAACUAAAUGUAAAGUAUACUGUGUCUGUAAAAUGUAUGUACAUAUAUGAUAUAUAUAUCGUAUAUAUCAUAUAUAAAUGUGUAUAAGCUGGACGUAGAAGUCUAAGUAUUGUUGUCCAUUAAUUGACUCCAAUUAGGGGAGGGGUGGUAGGGUUAGGGGAAAAUAAUAAAUAAAGAAAAAAUAUUUAUGAAAAAAUACAUAUACAGUACAAGUCAAAUGUUUGGACACACUUAUUCAUUAAAGGGUUUUUCUUUAUUUCAAUGUUCUAUAUUGUAGAAUAAUAGUGAAGACAUCAAAACUAUGAAAUAACAUACAUGGAAUCAUGUAGUAUCCAAAAAAAGUGUUAAACAAAUCAAAAUAUAUUUUAUAUUUGAGAUUCUUCAAUGUAGCCACCCAUUUGCCUUGAUGACAGCUUUACACACUCUUGGCAUUCUCUCAACCAGCUUCAUGAGGUAGUCACAUGGAAUGCAUUUCAAAUAACAGGUGCGCCUUGUUAAAAGUUUGUUUGUGGAAUGUCUUUCCUUCUUAAUGCGUUUGAGCCAAUCAGUUGUGUUGUGACAAGAUAGAGGUGGUAUAUAGAACAUAGCCCUAUUUGGUAAAAGACCAAGUCCAUAUUAUGGCAAGAACAGCUCAAAUAAGUAAAGAGAAACAACAGUUAAGACAUGAAGGUCAGUCAAUGCAGAACCUUUCGAGAACUUUGAACGUUUCUUCAUGUGCAGUCGCAUAAAACCAUCAAGCACUAUGAUGAAACUGUCUCUCAUGAGGACCACCACAGGAAAGGAAGACCAAAAGUUACCUCUGAGGCAGAGGAUACAUUCAUUAGACUUACCAGCCUCAGAUAUUGCAGCCCAAAUAAAUGCUUCAGAGAGUUCAAGUAACAGACACAUCUUUAACAUCAACUGUUCAGAGGAGACUGCGUGAAUCAGGCAUUCAUGGUCGAAAUGCUGCAAAGAAACCACUACUAAACCUCUAUUUUCUUAUUCUUAUUUUUUUAGGCAUAAUUUUUGGGGGUACUUUUGUUUUUUUAAAUAUUUAAAAAUGUUUCAUUAUAUUCUUAUUUUGUUUUCUUUAUUUUAAUUUUAUUUUAUCAUUAGUUUAAAAAUGAACUGCAUUGUUGUUUAGGGCUGUUGUAUUCGGCGCAUGUGACAAAUAAGAUUUGAUUUGAUUUAAAGAAGUGACUUGCUUGGGCCAAUAAACAUGAGCAAUGGACUUUAGACCGGUGGAGUCCAAAGUUGCAAUUUUUGCCUCCAACUGACGUGUCUUUGUGAGAUACAGAGUAGGUGAGCGGAUGAUCUCCGCAUGUGUGGUUCCCACCAUGAAGCAUGGAGGAGGAGGUGUGGUGGCGCUUUGCUGUUUACACAUUCAGUGAUUUAUUUAGAAUUCAAGGCACACCUAACCAGCAUGGUUACCACAGCAUUCUGCAGUGAUAUGACAUCCCAUCUGGUUUGCGCUUAGUGGGACUUUAAUUUGUUUUUCAACAGAACAAUGACCCAAAACACACCUCCAGGCUGUGUAAGGGCUAUUUUACCAAGAUGGAGAGUGAUGGUUCUGCAUCAGAUGACCUCCCCCGACCUCCACCCAAUUGAGAUGGUUUGGGAUGAUUUGGACCGCAGAGUGAAGGAAAAGUAGCCAACAUAUUUGGGAACUCCUUCACACACAUUACACACACAUUUUUUAUUAUUUAUUUAAUAUAUUUUUUACAAAAAAAUAUAUGGGGGAUUGGAAAUGAUGCAGACAAUUACAUUCAUAGCUCAUAGAAGCCACAGUCUAUCUGCAAUAUUAAAGUUGAUAUACCACCUGUGUAUAUAUAUAACAAUAUGUUACUAGGACAAGACGAGUUGUUUACAAUUCAACCAAAAGUGGUGGAAGUGAAAUGUCGCUCUUGUAUUUUUCACAGCUAAAAGUAUUUUAUAUAAAAUGUAUAAACUUUGGCUACUCUGUUUUUACUAAUCUGAGUCUAAUCUGAGUCUUGUGUGAAAAUACAACAAUAACUAGAGAAGUACAUAUCCUGAAGAAAAUGUGGUGUGCAUGCUAGCUUGUGAAUGAUCGAUUGAUUGGUAGGAUAGGAUAGGCUGAACAUGUAAAAGCUGGUUUGGUGUCUCCAGCUUGAACGGAUCAAGAGUGACUGUUGGUGGGUUAUUUUAUGCCAAUGUAUGGAAAUGUAUACAGCUAACGUUGUAAAAAAUAUUUAAGAAUUUGAAGUAAAGAUAGCCUGAACAUGUGAAAGUU
Messenger RNA from Oncorhynchus keta (chum salmon), 5238 nucleotides. RefSeq lists its product as uncharacterized. The record is from RefSeq and is a predicted model, not a curated record. NCBI's taxonomy places the organism in Eukaryota, Metazoa, Chordata, Actinopteri, Salmoniformes, Salmonidae. Gene Ontology annotation, molecular function: interleukin-17 receptor activity. The transcript has 15 exons. Bases 450 to 2327 code for a protein of 625 amino acids.